AUGGUUGGAGAUGGAAUUGACAGCACGAAGCAGCGGUCACCGCCGACCAGGGGCACGCCGACCUCGCCCGGUGCAACGCCGCGAAGCCCGCAUACACCGCAUCGCUCACCGCUGCGCAAGCACACCGCUUUGACUCGCACACCCAUGAGGGGGUCGGCUGGAUUGACCGCCCACCGUAACGCAAACGAAACGCGUGUUCCGCUGCCCUACCCAUCAUCCCCAAGCCCUGCCAUAACGCGCCCCGAGAGCACGAGCCCCCGCAACGGGAUCACCCUGGACCGUCUUCUCGAACCCAGCCGCCGCGGCGCCGCCCUGGUCGAGCUGCAGGCGCCCACUCGUCGCCGACGCCCUUCAGACGAAAUGGGCCCCGUGGAAGCCCGCCUGCAGCGUCUUCAGACCGCCCUGGCCGACUUGCAGCGCACGACCAAAGAACAGCAAGACACGGUCAACCAGCAACAGGAUGUUAUUGGCCAGAUCAAGCGCGACUUUGACAACCGGCUCCAGCAACAGGUUCAGCAGGUCCUCUUGUCUGACCAAGGCCCCGAAGACUUGAGCAACACCACCAGCCCGCGCUCCUCCACACUCCAGGCACCCAGCCCCAGGACACCCUCCUCUUCCCAUCGCAUGAGCGAUGCCCGCAGCCUACGUAGCGAAAGCCAAACCGAGGAUGACGCGAGUGAAACCGUGGAGCUCCCUGGGGCCCGUCGUACCCCUGUCUUCAAGUCCCCGUCUCCACACCGCGUUACUCGCCGAGAGGCCAUUGCGUCCCCAACUGUACGCUUUUCUGCCGUCUGA
Messenger RNA from Monosiga brevicollis MX1, 795 nucleotides. RefSeq lists its product as uncharacterized. The record is from RefSeq and is a predicted model, not a curated record. The transcript has 2 exons. The coding region runs from base 1 to 795 and encodes 264 amino acids. NCBI's taxonomy places the organism in Eukaryota, Choanoflagellata, Craspedida, Salpingoecidae.